Molecule: messenger RNA, 3005 nt
Organism: Rhipicephalus sanguineus (brown dog tick)
Lineage: Eukaryota; Metazoa; Arthropoda; Arachnida; Ixodida; Ixodidae
Exons: 10
Coding region: 776-1519 (247 amino acids)
Source: RefSeq, a predicted model, not a curated record
UCAAGAGCGCCAACUAUAUACGCGAGAAGGCCGACAUCAUGAAAGCGAUCCGACCGUUUCAUACCUGCAGUUUAGACGCUUCUAGAACCUCCGAGCGCGACUAUCAUGCGCCGCAUGGGCCAUCCUUCGAUUUUGUUUUUGUACGUCUUUUCUUCGAUUUCUUUUCGCCGCACUACGCGCCGCGCGCAGAUCUCGCCGAUAACACGGCGACGAACGAUGCCGUGACGUAAUGGCGUGCACUAGAUCUGACUGCAAUAACGCAUGCGCGAAUAUCGGAGCGUCGUCGUGAAAAAAAGAGUUAAACGCGGGCCCCCGACCUCCAUUUUCCUCUUGCCAGCUGCGCAUGUUGCGAAAGGCAGUUCUUCGGCGUCAUGGUAUGGCUUGCCACGAUGUUCAGGCACGGGGCGUGUAGUUGCAGUACGUACGAGUCGCGGUUUAAUUUUUUUGCUUGUGUUUGUGUGUGGACUUUACCUGGACUUAUGGAGCUGUGUACCAGGAACUGCGUCGCCUGGAAUUCAUCGAGGACGACUGCGAGCUUCGUUGUCGGCAUCAAAAUGGUGAGCCCCAAUAUAUGGCAGGCCGGCGAGGUGUGGGGCGUGUUCACCGAACGUCACUCGCUAUAGUUUCCUAGCUCAACCGAAGUUAAAGGUUGCGUGGAACUUUAGCGAGCGGGUUCCUUGAAAACUGCUGCCACUUCGGGUCCAAACACCCCGUGACACAGGCGUGCGUACAGCUUUCAGGCUUAGCUUACGGUUAGGUAGGUAGGUAGCUUGUCAUGGGUUUGUGUUCACGGAAGGACCCGACAUGGGGAUGCUCGUGGCGCUCCCGCGGCCGUCAUUUCGUGCCAGACUUCUGGUGCGUAAUGGGGGUUUUCGCGGGCCGCAAAGCGUCGUCCCUGUGUAAUUGCCUCGUCGGCUUGUCCCCGCUCUUCAAGAAACUGGCAACGUUUGAACUUCAAAUCUGCACAACGCAUCGCGUCGGGGACCUGCUACGAGCGGAACGCAGCUUCAAGUUGGCUGCUAGGCCAGAGUGCACAUGGACCAGCCGUGGCUUCGCGCUCAAGCGUUAUUCGAGCGCUGACGUACUAACACGCCCCGUGCCACUCCGGCGUAUCUUCCGCACUAUCGCCGACGGGAGCCUUGAUGGCUGCUGGACGUGCUCCCGGCAUUGGAUCGAACGCACAUGGUUGCUACCUUGGUCAGUCUCUCGCCUGAUCCAAGAUCUCUGCAGCAGUGCUCAUGGUCGCAUGAUCCGAUGUUCUUCAUCGUCUCAUCCGCUUGAGCGAAUGAGGCGAAUGAAGAACACCGCGUCUUGCACAACGGUCAUGCGUAGUAGUGCAGGCAUCCGGCACUAUUGCGCACGACGUCUUGCCCAACACUGCCCUGCACUGGUCCGCCUUGUCAACUUUCGCUUCUGGCAAAAGUUGAUUGGGCAUUCUUCCCCGGCUGGAGCAUGCGGUCUGCUGUGCGGUACCUCUCCUCUGCAAACUGCUGGUGUCACCAGGGCCACGUGCUACUAACAAGAGGCCAUGGACAAGGAUUGAGCUGCUUCCCUGGCAAUUAACAGAAAACUGACGGUCAUUGUUACCAGCUUCAUCAGCGGCAUCGAAUUGGUGUGGUGCGAGAGUAACAGGGCUGGCGAUGGUGGCAUACAUUCAACAACCGUUGCCACUUGCCAAGUUUUCUUGCGCCAUCGAACCUUGAGGUUAAUCGUGCAGGGAACCAUGUAGCUAAACUUCGGCACAGUUGUUGCCGUGAUGGCUCUUCUCCACGAUGAAACCGAAAGGGGACUAGCUGGUGUGGCGGCGCAUAUAGCUUCGGGCUUUGUGAACCUGAAGUUGUAUACGUCUUUAAUGGCAGGUCGUGGCCGCAGCGAAGGACAAGCAACACAACACUCGCAAACACUUAGUUUUACCCUAGGCAGGUCGCGUACAGGACGUCCUCGGGAGGCUGGCGCUGGACUGUAAAGGCCAACAUAAGUGGGUACCGGUGCUUGUCAUUUGGUGGUUAGUACUCUUCCAAUGCCUGUCUUCGCAAACGUCCACCCACUAAGUCCUGCUGCGGCCACUGUCGCCACACGAGUCGUGUGGCAAGGGGGUACGUUUAGCGGACACUAGGCAGGUUUUAGCUAACACUAGGCAGGUUGUAGCUUAAUUUUGCAAGUACCCUUGCGUUUUCAUCGGGAGGAGGGCCCACUUCGGAUUCAGUUGCGCUCCCGGCCACUGUUUCGUGCCGGUUCAUUCUGGUACGAAACGUGGUUUCCGCGGGUGCAAGAUGGCGUUAGUUUUCUCAACUGCUUCAUUGUUGUCGCGUUAACUCAAUGCCAUAGACUUGUAUCAGCAGUCCCAGUGAGUAGUGGCCAUGAUGGAUGUACAGGCGAGUUUUUCUAUCUCUCAGGUCUACGCUUGUUAAUAGUCCCUGUAAGUAUAUUGCAGUCGCUGUCCUACUACGGUCACGCUUGCCUUCCGGUUUGUCUUCAAGCCUGGUCUUCAAUGAUCCUGACCUUGGAGAAGAUCGUGCAUGGAUCGCCAGUAUCCCUUGCAGUUCGGAUUGGUCCUCAACCUGCGCAACCUACUAUUGUCUUCGUUUGCACCAAGAGAGCAGUCAUCUGCCCACCCCCAUCGCAUUUCCCUGCUGGCACUGAACGGGGUCUUCCUGGUUGACAUCCUCUCAACCAACACAGCCUCGCCUUUGCAAAGGGGCGGUAACGCCUGGACCAUGGACUGCAAAACCAGGAACCACUGACAAGGAGGUGCACCGCCAGCAGUUCAAGGACCACUGAAAUAACUAUCAUCGCUGCGAGCUUCGCUAGUGGCACCAAGUUGGCAGCUCUGCAUCUGGCGCACACAAUGGAUGAUCUCGCAGGUCCUUCGUGUUUCAUCCAGUUCUUACUCCACCAAAGACGACGUCCAUGGUUUGACCGUCCCUCAUCCGACAGUUUUCUUCUCCCUGCUGGUGCCCACUGCGUUCUCUUAAAGGACCUUUGCUCGACGAUCUGCAGUCACU